Molecule: messenger RNA, 1089 nt
Organism: Anguilla anguilla (European eel)
Lineage: Eukaryota; Metazoa; Chordata; Actinopteri; Anguilliformes; Anguillidae
Product: aquaporin-8-like
Exons: 6
Coding region: 101-886 (261 amino acids)
Biological process (GO): transmembrane transport; water transport
Cellular component (GO): plasma membrane
Molecular function (GO): water channel activity
Source: RefSeq, a predicted model, not a curated record
CUCCCUGUUUUUCAAGAAAGGACGAGAAGUUACUGGGAUAUAGUUGUGAUCGCCAAAAGAAGUUGCUACCUAACAUUUCUCCAUCUCUCCUGAUGCCACCAUGUCUGCCCUGCCAGCCGGGCCCGGUAAGGGGGAUUGUGAAAAGGGAGAGAGGAAGAAAAGCAGCGGUGGUCGUAGCGGGUACGACACGUACGUGCUGCCGUGCGUGGCCGAGUUUUUCGGGACUGGCCUCUUCGUAUUCACCGGCUGCGCUUCGCUGAUCGAAAACUCUCCGGGAACUGGCAGGCUUCAACCGGCCGUCGCGCAUGGAUUUGCGCUUGCUAUUUCUGUGGCCAUUACGGCAGGAGUGAGUGGUGGACACAUGAACCCUGCGGUGUCGCUGGGAGCAGCCUUGUGUGGAGGUCUGAAUGUCUUCCUGCUUAUUCCCUUUUGGGCGGCGCAGUUCUGCGGAGGGCUGGUCGGGGCUGGCUUAGCACGGGCGGUGUCAUCGGACGCACGCUUCAUCAACGCGUCGGGCGGAGCCUUCACCUCCAUCAAGACCGACGAGCAGGUGGCCGGCGCCCUGGUGGCCGAGAUCGUCAUGACGUUCUACCUGGUGCUCACCGUGUGCAUGAGCGCCAUCAACAAGCAGAGCAAGACGCCCCUCGCCCCCUUCUGCAUCGGGCUCACGCUCACCGUCGCCAUUCUGGGAGGGGGUGGGGUGUCGGGUGCCUGUCUGAACCCAGCCAGAGCCUUGGGCCCGGCGGUGGUGGCUAACUACUGGCCCUAUCACUGGGUGUACUGGGUUGGGCCUCUCAUUGCUGCAGUGAUCGUAGGAGUGGUCCUCAGGCUUCUUCUCGGUGACCCAGGGAUACGACUUGUCAUGAAGACGGAAACUUUUGCAUGAAAUCUUCAACUUUUCAACUUCUUUUUUUUCAUUCCCACUGCCACAUACACACACACAAACACACACGCACAUGCACACGCGCACACACACACACAAGCCAAGUCACACCACCGAGAUGUGAGGGAGACAUCACAUGUGCACUGCUGAGAUGUUUUAUCUGCCAGCAAGCAUGACUGUGUGAGCUGUGGCAGACCCAGGCAGUU